AUGUUACAUCCAAUGGACCAAGUUAUUGCAGAACCAUUCAAACUCGACAUCACAAUCGUGUCAAACGACCGCUGCAAAGAGAUUAGACUCACACCUUCAGCCGAGCAUGGGAAGCAAGAAAGAAAUGUGCUUGUAUGGAAUCGCAAGCGAGAUCUAGCCGACAACGUUUAUGUGGAGGAGUCGCAGGGUGGAGAGUUGCGGGUCGUCAAGCGGGUGGUUCAGCGUGACAAGACCAAUUCUUCUGAGUUGGCCGUUAUAGGGACAAUCACAAAAGCGACAGAGGCUCAACGCAAAAGGCUUUUUGUCGAGUUCAAAGGAUGGUUUUCAUUCCAAGAUUACAAAGUACUUGUCGUACAGAAGUCUCCUAUUCAAGUCAAGCUUGCAGAUUUUGGGAUCAGUAAACUGACACGGGCGAAUACUGAGCUGCGGACACGCAUUGGCACAGAAGGGUACAUCGCACCAGAAGUCUUUGGGCUCCUGGAUAGUAUGAGAGAAAGCUCAAGCUAUACAAGCGCGGUGGAUAUGUGGUCUCUGGGGUGUCUGCGAUACUACGUCUUGACCAAGAUCACCCCAUUUUCUACCUUUCUUGUGCUUCAGGACUAUGCAAAGGGUCACAUCGCCUUCCCUGAAGCUUCUUUAUAUGAGAAAGGGGUUAGCAUUGAUGGCAGAUCAUUUAUUCAAAGACUACUGCGUCCUUCGCCGGGAACACGUCCCAAGGCCUCAGAGGGACUACUCGUUGAGUGGAUUAUUCCAAUGAAUGCUGGCAGACUCCCAGAGAUCCCGCAUGUUCCAGAAACUGUACAGGAGUCUCCAUUCGUACCAAUCACGAGAAGCUUCGGCGGCUAUCGCUCUAGCAUAGAGCACAUCAAGCCACUAUUUUCUCCUCAUAUGGACUAUCUCUCCCUGGAGCUAUGGAACAUGUGCAGUAUUGAGAGUACGUCUUUUGGGGCUGAGGAACGACUUUGUGUUCUUCUAGAGGCAGGGGCAAACCCGAAUAUACUCCAUACGGGGUACACAGCACUUCACCUGGCUACAAUUUGUGGGCUAAGAGCACAGCCGGUAAAAUGGGUCGAGAUCCUUCUAGAGUAUGGAGCAAAAAUGGGCAUUCGCGAUAUGCAUGGCCACACCGCACUUUACUGGGCCAUUGAUGGAAUACGGCGGAAAACCGGCUCUGAAAAAUUGAAGCUGUUACUUGACCGAGGCAUUGAUCUGAAUGUUCACGAUGGAUUCGGCGACUACCCACUCCAUCAAAUGGUUCCUGUUGUACACAGAUUGCACCCAUAUGGAGCUCCCCUACUUGAGAGGGCUCCGGACCCCUUGCUAAUAUUCAAGAGACUCCUAGCUCACGGCGCCUCGUUAGAGCUUCAGAACAAACAAGGAUACACCCCGCUAUCAUUGGCAUGCUCCCUCGGGGAUGCGCUUGUGACAAUAUUCUUGGUUGAAUGUGGCUCCAGUCUACAUGCUACCACUGAUACUGGAGUGACACCAUUGCAUAUAGCUGCUUCCACAUUUCGCGAAAACGAGCAAGUCAUAAGGUUCUUGUUAAAACAUGGCUCUGAUGCAAACGCCUAA
Messenger RNA from Penicillium arizonense, 1572 nucleotides. Its product is annotated as ankyrin repeat and protein kinase domain-containing protein. Gene Ontology annotation, biological process: protein phosphorylation. Lineage: Eukaryota; Fungi; Ascomycota; Eurotiomycetes; Eurotiales; Aspergillaceae. The transcript has 4 exons. The record is from RefSeq and is a predicted model, not a curated record. Gene Ontology annotation, molecular function: ATP binding; protein kinase activity; protein binding. Bases 1 to 1572 code for a protein of 523 amino acids.